AUGUCGUCGCGCAACCGAAGCGGCCGCGGGUCGAACCGCAACAAUGGGAACAAUGCCAACAGCGACCACGGCGAGGAGGCGCAGCUCUGGGAGUCCAUAAAAGCGCGGGUCAGCGAGGUGGUGGUGGGCGUCAACGCGGAGAGCAAGGGCCUGUCCAAGCUGGUCGAGAUGGACAAGGAGAUGGGGAGCAUGGACUCGGAGAAGAUCCCCGGCGCGUCGCUCAAGGAGAUGGAGCAGCUGUGCCGCGCGGGAGUCAGGCAGUCGGACGACAACAUCCUCAAGGCCAGGGAGCUGGUGGACCAGCUCAAGAUCCUGCGCGCCGUGUGCGUCGCCAAGGAGCAGGCCGAGGCGGCCGUCGCGGGCCCGUCCAAGAGGAGCUCGACGAGGGACAACGCCGCCUCCGCGGCUGCGCUGUACGAUUUCGACGGCGCGGGCGACUCGCCCGUGCCGAGCCCCCAUGCGUCCGGGUCGCAGCGCAAGUUCGGCGACCGUGUGAACCCUCGGGAGCGAGACCGCGAGAGCCAGAGGGGGGACAGGGACAGAGAUAGCAUGCCGCCCAAGGCGGAGAGUGUCGAGCCGCAGGGAGUCUCGACACCUCUCGGCCUGACGGGCGGCGCAGUGAGCAGAUCCAAGGUCGUCUUCUCCAAGGGGGAGUCGGUCGCCUUCAAGCCAAAGACGGUCAGCGGGGAGGCCGCCUCGGACUGGAUACUAGGCGAGGUGGCACAGGUACUGGGCGAGGGCAAGAGCCGGCGGUACAAGGUGAUUGACGUCGAGCCGGAAGAACAGAGCAAGCAGAAGGAGUACCGCACGAGCGCGAGCAGCAUGAUACCCAUUACACCAGAGAGCCAGGCCUCGACGCUGGGCCCGUGGGAGCCGAAGACGACGGUGCUGGCCCUCUAUCCGAACACUACGACAUUUUACAGGGCAGAGGUGCACAGCAUGGACGAGGAUGGCCGGGUCAACCUAAAGUUUGAGGGGGAGAACGACUCCUCGACUCUUCAGCAGGUGGAACGCCGGUUCGUCAUUGAGUAUCGACCUUGA
Clonostachys rhizophaga is the source of this 1041-nucleotide messenger RNA. The record is from the annotation of a GenBank genome assembly. Lineage: Eukaryota; Fungi; Ascomycota; Sordariomycetes; Hypocreales; Bionectriaceae.